CGGCUGUGGCCGGGGGAAGUGAAUGGUUUUACCCAGAGGGCCCUGCGCCGCCUUUCUCCGCUGCCAACAGCACUGCUCGCUGCUCCUCCUCCCCAGCCAUGGCGUUCACGUUCGCGGCCUUCUGCUAUAUGUUGGCGCUGCUGCUCACCGCCGCGCUAAUCUUUUUCGCCAUCUGGCACAUAAUAGCAUUUGAUGAACUGAAGACUGAUUACAAGAAUCCUAUAGACCAGUGUAAUACCCUGAAUCCUCUUGUACUUCCAGAGUACCUCAUCCAUGCUUUCUUCUGUGUCAUGUUUCUUUGUGCAGCAGAGUGGCUUACACUGGGUCUCAAUAUGCCCCUCUUGGCAUAUCAUAUUUGGAGGUAUAUGAGUAGACCAGUGAUGAGCGGACCAGGACUCUAUGAUCCCACAACCAUCAUGAAUGCAGAUAUUCUAGCAUACUGUCAGAAAGAAGGAUGGUGCAAAUUAGCUUUUUAUCUCCUAGCAUUUUUUUACUAUCUAUAUGGCAUGAUCUAUGUCUUGGUGAGCUCUUAGAACGACACAGAAGAAUCAGUCCAGUUCAGUGCAUGCAGAAGCCACCAAAUGAAGGGAUUCUAUCCAGCAAGAGCCUGUUUCCAAGAGUAGCCUAUGGAAUCUGAUCAGUUACUUUAAGAAAAUGACUCCUUAUUUUUAAAGUUUCCACAAUUUUUGCUUGUGGAAAGACUGUUUUCAUAUGUUAUACUCGGAUAAAGAAUUUAAAUGGAAUUACGUAUAAAUUAACAGAAAAUGAUCACCUCUGGUGUUGACAGGUUUGAACUUGCACUCCUUAAGGAACAGCCAUAAUCCUCCAGUGAUUGCAUUAAUUACUGACUGUCCGUAGUCCACUGGAAGCUUUUGUUUAUAGGAACUUGUAGGACUCAUUUUGGUUUUUUUGAAAUGCCAUCUAAUUAUAAAUUAGCUGUAGAUAUCAGGUGCUUUAGAUGAACUGAAAAUGUGUAGUUGGAAACUUCAUGGGUUUCCCUGUCUAUCAUGUAGAUGAUUGUAUACGGAUACCUUUACCAAAUAAGAAGAAUGGGAUUGUUUUCUCCUUCGACAUGAAUAUUAUCCCUGUAUAUUGCAUGAAUGAGAGAUUUCCCAUAUUCCAUCAGAGUAAUAUACUUGCUUCAAUUCUUAAGCAUAAGUGAACAUUAUAAUAAAAAUAUAUACUAAUUGUGAAGGAUGCAUUUAAAGCUAUUUUAAAUGUGUUUUUAUUUGUAAGACAUUACUUACUAAGAAAUUGGUUAUUAUACUGUUCUAAUCUGGUGGCAAAAGUAUUCUUAAGAAUUUGCAAGUACCUUAGAUUUUCAAAACUGAAUGAGAGAGAACAUUGUAUAACCAUCCAGCUGUUCCUUUAGUGCAAUACAAUAAAACUCUGAAAUUAAGACU
Molecule: messenger RNA, 1403 nt
Organism: Orycteropus afer afer
Lineage: Eukaryota; Metazoa; Chordata; Mammalia; Tubulidentata; Orycteropodidae
Gene: CNIH1
Product: cornichon family AMPA receptor auxiliary protein 1
Biological process (GO): vesicle-mediated transport
Source: RefSeq, a predicted model, not a curated record